CUGUGUUCCGCCUGCUGUUGCAUUUAGCCUGGCUCGUGCUGGCUCGGAUACCUAGCAUCUUUACUCAUGUUUUCGCUCACGCGGCGGUUUGUAUCCUGGUACCCACCCUCGAGAAGCGUAAUUCCAAACCCAAAGAAGGCCACUCCAAGGGUCCGUUCACCCUUUUUCCCGUUCACCCGGCUUCCUGAUCUCGAGAAAUGGGGAUCUUUCGCGGGUGGCCUCCGCUGCCAGACCGAAGAGCUGAUUUCGCAGCUCUUGAACGGGUGCUCCUCGCUUCUCCAUCAGGUGGUGUCCCUGAGUGUUUUGUGGACUACAGUCCCUUCAGAGGCUGGGAGUAGGUCCAUGCAUGGGGUCAUUGGCUUCAAAUGUUUUUCCAAUCAAGCGAACGACAACCGAGUCCAGAUGGGUCUGGGCAUUCACAUGCACACUCCAUAUACAUAAUGCCACCGUGCUUUUCGUGGGGAACGGGCAGAAAGAAACCCACGCACGCAUAACCCGCAGUGCUGAGUCAUUCCAUUCGACGCGUUGAAGCCUGGGCUAGAUAGUGCUUGCCUGGCAUUCAACGCACGAAGCUUAGCUGUGCUAUCUGCGAAGAGAAAGACGAGCUUUGGUUUCUCACACGUUUACCGCGCCCACAGCGCGAGAGACACGUUCAGUCGUCGCAAGAUGGGGCUUUAAAACAGCCGCGCGAACCGACGUUGACUAUACAUAGCCGAGAUUCCGUGCUGCCGAUCGGCGGAAGUAAGUACGAGUGCCCAAGGCUAGAGGCUCGUGUUGCUCGCAGGGAGACGGACCAAGCUACUAUCAGGAGUGACAACACUGACCACGAGACAAG
Molecule: messenger RNA, 835 nt
Organism: Mycena citricolor
Lineage: Eukaryota; Fungi; Basidiomycota; Agaricomycetes; Agaricales; Mycenaceae
Source: the annotation of a GenBank genome assembly